This is a messenger RNA of Paramecium sonneborni, 1041 nucleotides long. NCBI's taxonomy places the organism in Eukaryota, Ciliophora, Oligohymenophorea, Peniculida, Parameciidae. The record is from the annotation of a GenBank genome assembly.
AUGAGCAAUUAUUUUUUAAAUUCGGGACUUAAAAGGGAUGGUUAACUGUAAUUAGUACCUGAACAUGUUAAGUUUAAUUUAACAUAACUAACUCCCUCUAAUGUUGGGAUAAUUUAAUUUUAAUUAAUCUUAGCAGAAUAGGAGUAAAAUAUUAUCGAAUUAAUCGAUAUUCAAGAUAAUUUAGGAAAUCCUUUGAUAAAAAUAACUUUGAAAGAAAGAGAGCUAAUAAUUCAAUAUUUGGAUAAUACUUACAAAUUUCCGAUUCAAUAAAUCAUUUUAUAUAAAUUAUAUCCAAUAUUUAUAUCAUUCUACGAUGAUAUAAGCUUGAUUACGAAUUUUACAGUUUAAAGUUAAAAACUUCAAUAAAGAUUUACAUAUACUUCAAAUAAGGUUGGAAUAUUAUUAGGAAGUAGAAGUCAUUUGAAUGCUUUUACAGGGAUAACUCGAAAUUUGUAGAUUAGAUUUGUAAAUGAAAAUGAAUUGAAAAAACAAAUAGAAGAUGAGAUAAAGAUUUAAAAAUAAAUUCUUAAUGAUUUAAAUGAUAUAGGAUAGAUAAAAUAUAAAUUACCAUUUAGCAAACCUUUAUAAUCAAUUGAAGAAUUAGAUAAUUGGAAACCAAAUGAAGAAUACACUAUUCUUCCAAUAUAAUAAUUAAAGAAAAUAAAUAGAACUACAAAUUAACCAUUAUUAGUAUGUCAUGAUAUGUAAGGUGGAUAUAAGGAAGAUAUUUGGUGUUUUGGAAAUCCUUUGAGAUAGAAUAGCUAUCGUUUUUACUAUAUGACACAUUGUGAUAUUUUUGUAUAUUUUUCACAUACUUUGAUUACAAUUCCAAGUGUUCCAUAUAUAAAUAUUUGUCAUUAAUUUGGUACAAGAAUAUUAGGAACAAUAAUAACAGAAGGAGAUGAUAAUAAAUUGACAAACUAAUUAUUAAAUAUGAAAUAUGUAGAUAAAUUAGUAUAGAUUUGUAAAUUCUAUAAAUUUGAUGGUUAUUUAUUGAAUAUAGANUUGAAAAAAUAGCUUAUUUCAUAAUUCUUCCUUUGA